Molecule: messenger RNA, 1587 nt
Organism: Papilio machaon (common yellow swallowtail)
Lineage: Eukaryota; Metazoa; Arthropoda; Insecta; Lepidoptera; Papilionidae
Exons: 2
Coding region: 57-1562 (501 amino acids)
Source: RefSeq, a predicted model, not a curated record
CCUUUUUACACACAAUCAUCUAUCGUUAAUUACCUUAUCGACUAAUAUUAUUUUGUAUGUAUUUCAUUUUCAUUUUUACAGACAAUGUAUUACCCGAAGAAACGAAAAUUCCAGAUUGGGAUAUUAGAGGUAUGGCUACGGCGCAAGAGUUUGAUCAGGCGUCUGUCAUGGCGCCUGUUCUUCCGAUGGUUCCCAUGAUGUUCCCUAUGAUAAUGGCGCCUGUGGAACCAACCCCUAACAUCCAAGAGGACUGGGUAGAAGAAGGGUAUUGCUUGUAUUUGUGUAAGGACAAUUUUGAAACUUUCAUCGACAAACAAGUGCAAUAUUUGAAAGAAUUCAUUGUGAAAAGUAUAAUAGACGCUACAGAAACCAGUAACGAUGGUUGGACGCCAGAUUUGACGUUGAGAGGAGUGCAGAACGAAAUACAGUACGUGGUGUGGACUCGCGAUGAAUUGUCUAAGAAUUGGUUGUUGAAGCUUGAUUUUUCGAAAUUCGGCUAUUUUAAUGUUAUAAUUUAUACAUCACAAGAUUUCGCAAAUGAGCGUGCCGCUAUUUGGCUUCCGGGUCAUCCGAAAAAAAGAAGUAUACCACCCUUGAAAAAACUUAUAAUGCAGAAUAAACAUUUAGACAACGUUAAUAUCCAAACGUGGAAAUUAGUUAGAGAGAUCAUCAUCGAGAAAGGGACGAGGUUAUACGUUGAUAUGCCUCCGUCUUCGUCUCGAGCUUUGGAAAAGUAUAAUAUGUCUUUAAGUUACGAACUUCAGAAAGUUCAAGUGUUCCUGAGAGCGAUCGCAAUCGACAAGGAUGCGUUUGACGCCGGUCUGAAAGAGAUAUCAGCAAUAGGUUCUUCAAAUCUGUACCAGAAGAAUGCUCCGAUGCCGGCCAUCGAUGCAGAAGCACCAAACGUUAUUAAACUUUGUCUAGACAAUACACCUGUUAGCGUGUCCACCGCUCGGAAAAUUAAAGAAGAAUUGAUAUUGCAAAUAUAUAAACAUAUUAAGGACGGCGGCCAAAGUAAAAUAGAUUUCCUCAAAUACGGAUACUGUAAGCCGGGUUACUUUUGCGUUAUUCCUGAAAAUACGGAAACAGCGAAGUGGGUGAAGAGUAUACGUAUGCGUAAAUUCAAUAAUCACACGAUUACGGUUUGUGACGCCGAAAAGGUAAGCGUUAAAUAUAUUACGAUGACGUGUCUAUUGCCGUACGAACAGUGCUUAACUCCGAAAAAGGUAAUAGAAAAGUUUAAGAUAUGCAAUGGUGGUGUAAGAGGGCUCAAGUUUAAUCUAUGGAAGAAUGGUCUCGUUUUCUCAACGAAAAACAAUACAAAAAUGUGCUAUCGCGCUGACGUCGAUCUCGAGUCUGUUGAAUCACUUAUAAAAUUAAAUUUUUGUCUCGAUUACUCGAAAGAUCGUAGUAAAAAUGAAACUGUUCAUAUGAAAUGUCACUAUAAAGUUAAAAAUCUUAAAGACAUGAUAAAACAAUUUAAAGAAGAAACGACGGAUACUACGCACGUUAUCAAUAUGGAUAUAUCAUCUGAAGAAGAAGAUGUAAUUUGUCUUGAUUAAGUUAACAUCGUGUGUGAAUAUUGUU